AUGGGAAGCAAAACGGAAGAUCUGAAAUCUGUUUCCGACAGCUUAAGAACACUAGCUGAUGAACGUGAGAAGGAAAUAGCAUCCGAAAAGCUUAAGGUCAUUAAUGCAAUGGAGAAAGCUAACGCGAAACAAAUUCGGAUUCAUGCUAGGAAUAUGGUUCGUAUGAGACAAGAAGUGUCAAACUAUCGUCAAAUAUGUAAUCGUCUUGAUUCUAUGGUCGAUUAUUUUGAAAAGCAACCGGAACAAAGUAGCAUCCUUAAUUCGAUUCCAGCAAUUGUCGAGUCCAUUGAUUCUUCUUUAACAAGCGGAAAUACUAAAAAUAUGUUGAAAUCAAUGGAUCAGAUUGAAGAACAGUUUUUCGAUGAGGAAACUAUGGCCAAAUUUACAAAUUCGUCAGCUACCGAGAACGCACCAAUUGCAGUGUCAGAAGAUGAUGAAAUUAACACUUUGGUCAAAGCCUUAGCCGAAGAAUAA
Papaver somniferum (opium poppy) is the source of this 474-nucleotide messenger RNA. RefSeq lists its product as uncharacterized. The coding region runs from base 1 to 474 and encodes 157 amino acids. NCBI's taxonomy places the organism in Eukaryota, Viridiplantae, Streptophyta, Magnoliopsida, Ranunculales, Papaveraceae. The record is from RefSeq and is a predicted model, not a curated record. The transcript has a single exon.